Capsicum annuum is the source of this 864-nucleotide messenger RNA. RefSeq lists its product as uncharacterized. The transcript has 2 exons. Lineage: Eukaryota; Viridiplantae; Streptophyta; Magnoliopsida; Solanales; Solanaceae. The record is from RefSeq and is a predicted model, not a curated record. Bases 1 to 864 code for a protein of 287 amino acids.
AUGGCUAUUGUCACUAGGAGUGGUCAAACUUUUGGUAAAGAUGUUGUUGAUCUUGGUGAAGACCCCAAUGAAAAGGCAAAUGAAGAACAAGCCAAUGCAAAGAGAAAGUGGCUAGAAGAGCCAAUUGAUAAUGAUCCAAAGCCUAAUGAGACAAGUGUUGAACGACCAACGGUAGUUGAAGAAAAUGUUGAAAGUGAGAAAACUCCGAAGGUGAUUGAGGAUGAUAUUCCAAUUAUUUUAUUGCCACAAAUCAAAAUUCCUCCCACAUUCCCACAAAGGCUCAAGAAGAAGGAUGAUGAUACCAAGUUCAAGAAGUUCCUUAUAAAGUUUAGCAAUUUAUCGGUGAAUAUUCCAUUACUAAAAGCCUUACAAGAAAUGCCUGGUUAUGCUAAAUUUAUCAAGGACUUGGUUACAAAGAAGCAAGUCAUGGAUUGCUUAGGUGCUCCCAAGCCUAUAAUUAUGAGGCUUCUAAUAAUUGAUGGUUCAAUCAAAAAACCCGUGGGUGUGUUGUAUGAUGUUUUGGUAAAAGUUAACCGAUUUAUCUUUUUGGCCGACUUCGUUAUUCUGGAUUGUGAGAUUGGUCAUGAGGUCCCAAUCAUUCUUGGUAGACCAUUAUUAGCUACCAAAAGGGCCUUAGUGGAUGUGGAAUGUGGGGAGAUAAAAUUUGGGGUAAACAAUGAAGAAGUAUCCUUCAAUGUGUGUAAGUCCAUGAAGCAAUCUAUGAACUUGCAAGUUAUUUUGGUGAUUGAUGUGGUUGAUGAUGAGGUGGUUAACACUAUUGAAAUGGAUCUUGUUAAUGACCCCUUAGUGGGUUAUUGUGGAACCUUAGGAGUGAGGUGGUUGAAGGAUUUGAUGAAGUGGUAG